AGUUCGAAAGCACCCUCCUCCUCACCGGAGAAGGAUAGGAAAAGGAAACAAGUCCCUGCCAACGCAUCCGGCUCAGGCUCACAAUCUCUCCAUGCCUUCUUCCAGCCCGCAACGGAGAAGCAGCGAUGGUCGAAGUCGAAGUCAUCGUCGCGAAGUUCUAUUUCCGAGAACAAGACCGCCCAGAUAUCAAUACCGAAACAGAAGCAACUGAUAGACGAACCGUUGGAAGAUAUCGACGAUCUUAUUGAAGAUGAUUACGAUUCCUACGAUGAGAUUUUCAGCCAGCAUAUUUCGGGUGAAAAGGAGAGUUUCCAAGAAUGGAAUCAGCCCCCGAAAUAUAAUAAUAAUCAGGGCUUAAAAAAUAGUAGUAGUAAUGAUCGAAGGAAGCAAACGCGGGUGUCGCCUGCGGUGGGGAGUUCGUUGAGUAAAUCUACCGCGUCGAGUAAGCGGUUUCUGCUUCCGAAUGAUCAUACUUCAUCUGGGAAUGUGCGGAAGGCCUCGCCGGCUGUCUCUGAAUCCGGACGCGGUGAAUCGCGGCCAUGGGCGGAGCGUUAUGCCCCAGUGGAUAUUGAUGAGCUUGCGGUGCAUAAGAGGAAAGUGACAGAUGUGCGGAAUUGGUUGACGGGUGUGUUUUCAGGGAGUAAUCGACGGAGGCUACUUGUCCUGCGAGGCCCUGCAGGAAGCGGCAAGACUACGACCAUCUCGCUGCUCUCGAAAGCUGUAGGAUAUGACAUUGUCGAGUGGAGGAAUCCUCUCGGGUCCGAGUACACCGCGCAUGACUAUACGUCCAUGGGCGCGCAGUUCGAAGAGUUUCUAGGACGGAGCGACAAAUUCGGGAGCCUUGAUCUGGACACUACUGGUAUGCCGGUGCAGCAUGAUAGCCCUUCUGGACGGCGCAUCAUUCUCAUUGAAGAAUUUCCUACUGUGCUCAGCCGGACAUCGCCGACCUUGAUGGCAUUCAGGUCUUCUCUACAGCGAUAUCUAGCCGCUAAUAGCCACCCUUUCCUCAACAGGCAGGCUGCCCAGUCGAUUCCUCCCGUGGUGAUAGUGGUCUCGGAGACGAUGCUCGGAACGUCGACCUCCAUCUCAGAUAACUUCACAGUGCAUCGGUUGCUGGGGCCGGAGAUAUGCAAACACGAAGGAACGAGUGUUAUCGAGUUCAACCCAAUCGCGCCAACUUUUAUGUCGAAAGCACUCAAUCUGGUACUGCAAAAAGAAACGAGUGACUCCAAGCGGACGAAGAUACCUGGUCCGGCUGUGCUGAAGCAGUUGUCGGAUAUGGGCGACAUUCGCAGCGCUAUUUCGUCUUUAGAGUUCCUCUGCGUCCGCGGGGACGAGUCCUCAGGCUGGGGAGGCAGAACGGUUACGAAAAAGAAGAAGCCUCCAGGUGGAGUGGCUCUCACGACGAUGGAGAAGGAGUCGUUGGAAAUAAUAACGCAGAGGGAGGCCAGUCUCGGGGUAUUCCACGCGGUUGGCAAGGUCGUCUACAACAAGCGCGAAGACGCAAGUCUUGCAGCGGAAGGCAGCAUUCAAUAUACCCCGGCACCAGACCACCUUCGCCACCAUGACCGCCGAAAGAUAUCGCAGGUCUCGGUGAACAAUCUCAUAAAUGAGACCGGAUCUGAUAUUCAGACAUUCAUUUGUGCACUGCACGAGAACUAUGUGCCGUCUUGUCAUGGUUCAUCGUUUACGGAUUCUCUUGAAGGGUGCAUUGAUUUCUUGUCGGAUAGCGACAUGCUCUCUGCUGAGUCCCGUAGAGGGAUUCAGUCGAGCUGGACCGGUGCCGGUCGCGGUGCAUCGGGCUACGGCAGCACGGUAGACAACAUGCUCCAGGACGAAAUCAGCUUUCAGGUGGCGGUGCGAGGAUUGCUUUUCUCAUUGCCCUACCCUGUCAACAGACGCCUAACGCAGGGCCCCCGGAGUCGGCCUGGAGACGCUCACAAGAUGUUCUAUCCUAGCUCCUUGCGCCUGUGGAGACAGACGGAAGAGAGGAGCGGUGAGCUAGACAUGUGGAUGCGGCGUCUCCUAGAGCCGUCCAGUGCAAUCAGCGCGAUUGGAAGAGGUUCGUCAGAAGGAUCGAAGUCGGAGGGAGUAGAGUCGUGGGUGAAUCGUGGGGUUGGUUCUGGUCAUGCUGGACUGGAGGAUCAGGCUGAUCUGUCCGCGAGGGCGACGUUGAUGUCUCGCGAUGAGGUUCUUCUGCAGACCCUCCCGUACAUGGUCAGGAUUUUGGGGAAUGUGGGCGCGAUGAAAGACCUGGAGGACCUAACCCAGUUCCACGGCAUAGAGGCUGAACCCGUCGAUGUGGAAGACGAGCUUGACGGGCUAGACGAUGUCCCAGUCGAACCUGUGGUGUCUGCUCGAAGCUCGUCAACCUUGCGUCGGGAACGAUGGCCGAAACAACCAAGCUCGGAAGCACCAGAACAACCACCGAUUGAAGAUACGGUUGAGAAACUGGUACUGAGCGAUGACGACAUUGAAGAUGAUUAA
This is a messenger RNA of Paecilomyces variotii, 2487 nucleotides long. Its product is annotated as Rad17 cell cycle checkpoint protein-domain-containing protein. The record is from RefSeq and is a predicted model, not a curated record. Gene Ontology annotation, biological process: mitotic DNA replication checkpoint signaling; DNA damage checkpoint signaling; DNA repair. NCBI's taxonomy places the organism in Eukaryota, Fungi, Ascomycota, Eurotiomycetes, Eurotiales, Thermoascaceae. The transcript has 2 exons. The annotation marks the transcript as partial. Gene Ontology annotation, molecular function: chromatin binding.